GUCAAAUAAACUCUUCUUUUAUCAUGAAACUAUUCUUUUAUAAUAACAAUAAGAUAAUCGAAUCGAAGAGCACCAAAUAAAUUCUAUCAAUAUAGAAAUCAGCCGAAUUUUCAAAGGAAUUUUAGAAGAGGAAUUUUCAUUCUUUAAAAAAAGAAUUAAAUUGAAACAUUUCCAGUUAAUGGUUAUAUUCUCGCAACGACAGCAUCGUGCCAUCGCUUUCCUCUGUCAUUAUACAAGUGCAAGUCGUUUAGAACUUGUUCACGUUUUGCAAAUAAUUGCGAUUACUGAAAGGUAAAUAAAACGUAAUCGAAUGUUGCACGAAUGAUCACGAUGAUGGAAAAAGUACGAAGAUAUGAGAAAAUUGACUUCUUGGGCGAAGGGCAGUUUGCCACAGUUUAUAAAGCCAGGGAUAUAGAAACAAAUAACAUUGUAGCUGUAAAAAAGAUUAAGGUGGGUAGUCGAGCAGAAGCCAGAGAUGGUAUAAAUCGAACUGCCUUGCGCGAGAUCAAGCUGUUGCAAGAACUAAAGCACGACAAUAUCAUCGGUCUGUUGGAUGUUUUCGGCCAUAAGUCAAAUGUGUCAUUGGUAUUUGACUUCAUGGAUACUGAUCUGGAAGUGAUAAUAAAAGAUAACAAUAUUGUUCUAACUGCAGCUAAUAUCAAGGCAUAUAUGAUCCAGACCCUGCAAGGCUUAGAUUAUCUCCAUUUUAACUGGAUACUCCAUAGGGAUUUAAAGCCAAACAAUUUAUUAGUUAAUUCAGAGGGUGUUCUGAAGAUUGGGGACUUUGGUUUAGCAAAAUUCUUCGGGUCGCCUAAUCGGAUAAAUACUCAUCAAGUGGUUACAAGGUGGUACAGAGCGCCCGAGUUACUUUAUGGUGCUAGACUUUAUGGUACCGCGAUUGACAUGUGGGCAGUGGGUUGUAUAUUGGCCGAGCUUCUGCUGCGAGUACCGUUUCUGCCUGGUGAAUCUGACUUGGAUCAGCUCACAAGGAUAUUUCAGACAUUAGGAACUCCUACGGAAGAAACAUGGCCGGGGAUGAUUGAAUUGCCGGAUUUUAUUCAAUUCAAGCCCUUCCCCGGGACACCGUUGAAGCACAUAUUCACUGCUGCCGGUGAUGACCUUCUAGAUCUAAUCGCUAGCCUGUUAAAUGUGAAUCCGCUGGAAAGAUGUACGUGCGAUCAAGCGCUGCAGAUGCCGUAUUUCAGUAACAAGCCCGCUCCAACGCCCGGGCCCAAGUUACCUUUGCCCUCAGUUAUUAAACAGCAGCCGGAAGAAAGGCCGAGUCUGAAGAGGAAAUUGCUAGAAUCAGCAGACGGCGUUUCGUUAGCCAAACGGCUACAGUUUUAACGAUGACUGAUAUUAGAAAAAAUGGAAAUGGGUUCCGAUAUUGUCAUCAAAAUUCUUCCGAAACAUCAGUCAAAAAUCCCGUCGUAUUUCAUCCGCAAUGGCAAGUUCGGGAGGAUUAGAGGAAUAGAUAUCUCUAGUCUGAUACUGCAAAUAGUGUAUCACAUCGCGAUGAACAAUUUUGUACGGUAAAAGUAUUACAUAUUACUUAAAUUUUCACAAUAAUGAUAUAUACUCUUGUAUCUGUACUCGUAUGUGUAUGUUUAUACGCAUACAAGGAGCAUACAACAAAACGAAUCUAAUAAUCUGAUAAAAACAAUAUAUUUCCAAUAGAAAUUAAUGCGACAGUUCACGUUUGAACAUAUCACGCAGGUGUCUCGCGACAAUAAUAGUGAUAAUCCAUGUGCGAGUGAAUAAGGAAGAACGGAGUGAGAGUGUACAAUGAGUAGCAAUAAUAACGUAUGUACGUAUGUUAAAAAGUACAACGUUGCGUUGUUAGUUUUAUUAAUUUAAAAACGCGCGAGAAACCCCGAUGGUUAAUUGUUGAACGGUUUUGUAGACUGAGAUGUUCGAUUUUUGAAUAGUGAUACGAAAGCGUCGAUUAGGCUAGUCACAAAUCGCUGAAGCGUCAACAGGUGAUCAACCGCGAUACCUCCGCACACUGCGUUAAUUCAAUAGUGCACACGACCGUAUCGUUAAAGCCCAUGAUGCCGUUAAAAGAUAAACAGUAAGAAGAUUGACGAAUCACAGUCGAUUAUUCUCCUUGUGCUUGAAGAAUAAUCAACUGUGAAUGGUCAAUUUUCUUACUCCUUACGUUUCUGUACGCGCCAUGGGCCCAAUAUUGGUGUUUCGAUCAAUAUUUCGAGGAAAUGAAAGGGGAAAAAUGAAAUAAGUUACAAACACUACUCGAAAACUUAUGAUUUGUGAAAAAGUCGAUGAAUUUUGAUCAGAGGGCAGCAUUUCGUUAAGUCCGUGGUUCUGUUGGAAAUAAUGUUCCUAUUAUAUUGAUUGAUUGCGUCUCUCUCUCUCUCUCUUUCUUUCGAAAGUCUAUGAACGUAUACUCGAUUCCAAUAUAAGGUAAACAUCCCAAUGAUUGAACAUACAUGUUUCAAUGAUUGGAAUAUUAUUGACGUAUUUUUCUUUAUUAAAAUGCUUUUCACUAUACAGAACAAUAUAAUAAAUGAAGAGAAAUGUUUCGUUAGUCUGUGAUUUUGUUUCAUUUAUUUAUUGAUAGGCAUCUUAAUAAACACAUAUAUAUUAUUAAUAUUUCGAUCAUUGGGACACGUUCAAUUACCGGGACGUUUGCCUCAUUUAUUAAAAUGAAUUUUCCCACUGCCCGUAAUGCGGUUGAAAAGGGGAUAACUUUUCAUAAAAAAAAAAAACAAGCGAGAGAUGCACAGUGAGAUGUUCUUUCACGAAGAGCCGCCCCCUUCUCGGUGGAAUCACCAAACCACGAGACACACUGCGUACACUACAUACGCUACAUGUGUAUCCAUACUGCAAAUAAAUACUGUUGUGCAACGAAAGUACAAUUAGUACAAGAUCAUUCUUAAUUUAUUAUGUUAUCAAUGCACAUAUCAACAUGAGUCGGCCGUGUUCGGACUUCUGACGAACGGAAAAAUCCAUCUCCCCCCCCUCCGUCACCCGCUCCGUCUGUCGACGUUAUACACGUAAAACGCAAAACGGAUGCCUUAAAUUUAACGACAGGCCGCGCGAAAAGCCGGGCGAAAUUAUAUACCUUACAUAUCUUACGUACGAAGCGCAACUUAGACAGGUGACAGGUGCAUUUGAAUACUGAAGCGAUACUUGAGACGCCUAAGUAUCUCAUGUGUGUAUGUGUGUGUGAGUGUAUAUAUAUAUGUGUAUGUGUAUACGCGUCUUGUCUUCUUCCCGACCCGUUUAUUAAACUCGAUGCAAAAGCAAAGUUUUGCAAAAUAAUCCGCACAACUUGUCCAUUUUAUUUCAUUUUAUGAACUGCGUCCGGAGAUUACGGCCAUCGUUUAAUUUACAUAUAAAUAUACAUCGACUCUCGUGAGAUUAUUUAAAUCUGACGAAGCACAUUAUCCUUUUUCCCCUUUUUGCCUUUAUUUACACGUUUCUCUUUUCAUACGCGACGCGCUCUGUCGGCUAUAUUACAGAUAUUACAAGUAUACCUUCUUCGUUUCUUUAGACCAGUAUCACGAACAUCUUGAACAUAACGCGGAUAAACGGACAAACGGAGUGCGCGAGAGUUUCCUUGAUGAAAAGGAGGACUCAAUCGACAUUCGUAGAAGCAAUCUCGAGAAGCGUCGUAAUAAAAGUGUGUAAAUAAUAAGUUUACGUUAAAAACGUAUUGUACUUGUGGUCCCCUUCAUUCAGAUUCAACUAUAAGUAACACCUACGCGAAAUUUUCUCCGUACGAUUCAACGGCAAUUGCUCCUAUAACUGUACGUGCUAGUAUUAGCAUUUAAACAUCGAAAUCCUCAGGAAAGUAAUAGAGAAAACGCAAUGACCGAUGAGGAAGCGAACGUAGCGAUCGGGUGAGAUCAGUUUCGGACGAAGGAUGAAACACCCUCGACUAGCCCGAUUUCUCAUUUUCUAGUUAAAUUGCAGACUUAUAAACUGAUGAUAAUACAAAAAUUGUGUUCUUCUAUUUGCGGUUAAUCAUUAAACUGAUCCCAGGAAGCACAAUGUCUAAAAUCGAGACAUAAGACGUCUUGAAGAUAUCUUUGCAGUAUUUUGUGUUUCUAAUGUCUGAAGAACGCCUUUGAGACGUCCUAUCCCGAUUUUAGACAUUGCGUUGUCCGGGAUGUAGUGGUAACUUUUAAGGUCCAAUGAUUAAACGUGAAUAGAAAAACAUAAUUUUUACAUUAUCGUCAGGUUAAACCUAAACCACGAGCUAACCGGAAAAUGAAAAACCAGGUCUGUGUGUGAUCAUACGCGUUAUCGAGAUGAAUUGUGUUUUUUUUUUUCGUGAAACGUUAAAAUAUCGUGAUUUAAGCAGAAAAAUUGUGCGAGAACAUGGAAUAACGAGGAAUCUUUCCUGUAACGGUUGCGCCCGCUGACCGGAAAUCUUAUCUCGUUAAAUCAAAUGUAACGGCGCGGAAGCAAUGCAGCCAGUGUGCCGAAACGUAUCAUCAUCGGUACGUCGAUGGAAUUAUCUCGUGUUUAGAUGUUUUCAUGUGUGUAACUAAGAAUUACGAUAGGGAUUAAAGUAUGCUACUACUCGAUAUCGCAAUCAUCUUCCUAUUUCUUGCUCUCUACCUCUACGCGUAUUACAACAUAUAUUAUAUAAUUUCGCGAUCAUAUUAGACUCCAUUAGCGCGUACAUUGUACAAGGAACACCUUAAAUUGUAAUGUUGAUUUACGUAAGAUGCGCCUCUGCAUGGCUCUAUCGUGCGAUACGUUAAUCCUAAUAAUCUUAACACCGAUAGAAAGAAAUUGACUUGAGAAAACGGUAUAUAAAAACACUGAAAAAAGUCUCUAUAAAGAAAAAAAGGUAAAAAUAUAUCAACAAGGAAAUAUCCCGUGGAGAAACAGUGUGCCAGAAAGAAACGAUAGUUUUGAAUACAUGCGAUGAGAAGAACUAAAUUACUGAAAGAUUAUUGUUUAUUUCAGGCGAGAGAUAUUCAAAUAACGCAAAGAUAUAAUUGAUACUAUUUAGCGAUCACAUAUAAUAUAAUGCGUAUUCGUAUUAUAUUUAACUGUUCGCAUUAUUGUCAUAUACUAGUAUCUCAUAAAGAACGCGUAACAAGUGAGAAACCGUUUUGAAGAAAUGUUUACGGAAAAAGUGUGCACAAACUGCUAUGAGAAAAUACAGUUACGCAAAACUAUACUGAAGGUACAAGUAAAUUAUUAUUAUUAUUAUCAUUACGUGUGUUCGGAAUUCCGUGUGUGUCCCGGCCGAUUGCUGUUUGAUUCACGUAAUCAGUAGUAGAGCACAUGCAGCGGACCGAUACACUUCGCUUCCAAAUUUGAUUCAGCAUUUGAAUUGUAACAUACAUAUAACAGUUUAUGCAACCAACAACAUUUUAUGACUACGUUAUAACUCUUAUCCGUCUUACGUUAAGUAAGCACAUCGAUUGUUAAUUUUACCAAGAUCUUCAAAUAAUAUCUGUGUAUUUCUUCUUUCUUCCUUUUCUCACGUAUACAACGAACAGAGAGAGAGAGAGAGAGAGAGAGAGAUACCAGACGCCAGUAGAAGACACUCGAGUCCUUUUUUUAGCACAGAAAAUAAAAGUUAAUCACUCGGUAUGUCCGAAAUAUAUACAGGAGUAACGUAAAACAUCAAAUUAUGUCGGAAUCUCGAAUCAAUUUCACAAGCAAAAUCGUCACCCGUAUUCGGCAAACUAACGUACGUCGCAUUAACCAUCUCGCACAAAUCAUAAUCAAAGGACUGCUUAUUGUAGCGCAAAGUAUUUUACCAAGCCAGACAUGUGCGUACAAAUCAACCUCGAGAAAAAUCUAGGCUGUGCAUUUUCUUAUAUAUGACCGUAUAAACUUACUUUUUUCCCAUGUAUAUGAAGAAAAAACACGUUUAUACAUGCGUCAAUAUAAAGAAGUUACCGUGAUAGCACGGUUGUAUAAUAUUGACGAAAUAUUUAUACAAUUCCAGCCUCCUCGUUUUUAGUUUAUAAAUAUGUGUCAAAUUAUAUGUAUUAUAUAUAUAUUUUUUUUCAGUCCAUUUAUAUGACUAUUGGUAAGUAUCUUAUCUUCACCAUGCAAAAGUCGUUCGAUAAUACCUUAUUACGUGGUUUGUAAGCUUUGUUUUACAGAAAUACAUGAAAUCGUCACGAAAGCUUAAAGACAAUCUAUCUUUUGCAGCGAGUUAUAUGCGGCUUGUACGAAAUUUACCAAAUGAUUUGACCACUAUCUCACCAGGGUUGGGAAGUAAUACAUUACUUGUAACGUCGUUAUCAGUUAUCUUUUUUUAAUAAUAACUCCGUGUUAUUUUUCUCUGUUAGUAAUGAUAAUGAUAACGUAAUUACAUUUUUGUGUAACAGCAAUGAAUAUAAUCGUUACUUCACGUACAUGUAGAAUAUGUCCAUAUAGGAUGGGCAAUGGCAAAUUGGAAAGAGACGUCUCCAAAGCUUGGUGAGAAAAGUAACGGGAAUUGUAACGACUCGUGAACGACCUCGGAUUAGUUUUAAAAAGUAACUUCCAACCCUGCUGAUUUUACCGACGAGCAACUGCAAUUUUCUCAAGAAUGUAACAUUUGCGAGAAAUUCAACGUUAUAUGAUAAGCAAAAUGACAAAAACUGCAGAAACUUGUUCGAAAGAAAUCAUUUUUGUAUUGCAAACGUUUCUUUCCCCCUCCCUUUUUUUUUUCAACGAGCACAUAUAUGCGAUACAAAAAGAAGAGAUUAUGUUGUACACAACCACUGAAUGUAUAUCUGUCUUUGAAUAUGUGUUUGAAAUUAAUAAUUUAAAGUAAAUACGCUUUUUAUUCACAUAGAAGACGAAGUGUACAUCACAUAUAAUCAAACGUAAACCGGUAACGUAAACCAAUGAGAUUUUACAGGAGCUCAUCACGCUCUUUGUGUAAGUGUGUAUACGUGUAUAGUUCGACGAUUAGGCACAACGUUCAAAAGCAAAACGAAAUCCUAUGUCCUCCCCCGUUUUAAAUGAUAAUUUGAUUGUGGAACAUUACUUUCCCCGCGCACAGACUCUAUUUCUCCCUAACUUCACAUUGUUGUAAUAUUAAAAGUAGAAAUACAUACUCCAUUGUUGCUACUGUGUUUUUUUUCUUCUUUUACUUUAAUAUUAUAUGUAUUCAGUAGUCAGUCCAAGGCAAACUUCAUUCGCGAUAGUGUAAUACAAUAUAGCUACUAUCUUCGUAUUUCUUUAGAUCGAUCUAUCUAUAUAUUACUUUCUUUUAAAAAAUGUAUAUAUACUUAACAUUUAAUAUAAUAUAUAUAUCUCUUUAAAAUAUUUACAAUCAAUGCGCGCUAUAGUACAAUAUUUUAAUCGUUUGUUGUAUUAAUGUUUUAUAAAGGCAAUUAUGAAUGUAACUAUCAUCCUUACCGUAAUAGUAUAUCGUGUAAACGUGUUUUUUUUUGUUUUUACAAUAAUCAUGUUCGCACUAGGUUAAUUAUAUGAUACAAGGUAGGAUAUUACAAGACUUUUGACACCUCUAUGCAAUACUUCUAUAUAUAUGUACACAAGGAGUGCAUGACAACGCGAAUUAUUUCUUCCACCGUUAUUGCAUAACCGUUAUCCUCGUGCUAACGUUUCCGGGGGAAAAAAAAGAAAAAAAAAACGGGUCGAAAGUUAUCCACAGAAUAUUGCGAAUACUAAAAUGCCGAAUAUAUAUUUGUUUUCCCCCCCAAUUAUUCGGGGUUCCAAUUAUUUAGCGAGAGAAAUGCCCUGUAAAUUACACGGCAUAACCGACAAUUUUGCGUGUCGUUUCUAUAAAUUAACAUCUCAUCGAUAAUACGCGUAAGUAAGUAACUGUAAUCUCUAUUCGAUUAUCAGAUGUUUGAAAACAAACGUUAUAAUUGUAGAUCAAAUUGACGGAAAAUGUACAUUUCGCUGCAUUUUCUCUUAAUACUUGCUUCCAACGUUGUUUCUAUAUGAGAAUAUACGAAAUAAAAAAAUAUAUAUAGUUGCUGUUUUUUUCUUGUUUUCGAGACUUUCAUUGAACAAAAUAUCAUACAGUGUGCGAAUAUUCAAGAUCAUUUUCAUAUAUACGAAAAUUUCACAGUAACAAUUGAAAACAUAAAUCUAUAUUGUAGCAUAAGCUAUUUUUCCAUACGGCAUAGAACAUAUAUUACUAUUUACGUACAUAAUUAUGCGGCCAAAAUGUUAAAUCAAAUAUAUGCGUGCUCCGCACGUUUAUUCAAUAAGUGUGCAAAAAUAUAGCUGAGAAAUGAUUGAACACGUGAGUACGUAACAUUUAAGUCAUAAACUGUAAUGGAUGCAUAAAUGCUCAACAGUGAUGUAUAGACGUAAAUAGCGUAUGCUACUUCUAUUGUAGUAGUGUAACUCAAUGUAUCCCACUGGAAUCCAUUGCGUUAAAGAUACACACGCAUCAACAAAGUUAUUUCUGCAUUUAUUUCAACAUUUAUCACUAUCGUUGUUCAUAGGCAUACGUUGUAGAUCACAAUAGGGGUUCUAAUUGUUCAAGAAAUUUUGCCCUUACUUGAUAUAAUUCAAGAUAUCUCUAAUAUUUCUGAAGAAUAAAGAGAGAGAGAGAGAGAGAGAGAGAGAGAGAGAGAGAGAGAG
This is a messenger RNA of Dinoponera quadriceps, 8547 nucleotides long. RefSeq names its product cyclin-dependent kinase 7 (gene Cdk7). The record is from RefSeq and is a predicted model, not a curated record. The transcript has 5 exons. Gene Ontology annotation, molecular function: ATP binding; RNA polymerase II CTD heptapeptide repeat kinase activity; cyclin-dependent protein serine/threonine kinase activity. Gene Ontology annotation, biological process: positive regulation of transcription by RNA polymerase II; protein phosphorylation. Bases 322 to 1347 code for a protein of 341 amino acids. Gene Ontology annotation, cellular component: nucleus; cytoplasm; transcription factor TFIIK complex. Lineage: Eukaryota; Metazoa; Arthropoda; Insecta; Hymenoptera; Formicidae.